This is a messenger RNA of Sorghum bicolor (sorghum), 1139 nucleotides long. RefSeq names its product NADH-ubiquinone oxidoreductase subunit 8-like. Gene Ontology annotation, molecular function: NADH dehydrogenase activity; 4 iron, 4 sulfur cluster binding. Gene Ontology annotation, biological process: mitochondrial electron transport, NADH to ubiquinone; mitochondrial respiratory chain complex I assembly. Lineage: Eukaryota; Viridiplantae; Streptophyta; Magnoliopsida; Poales; Poaceae. Gene Ontology annotation, cellular component: membrane. Bases 165 to 836 code for a protein of 223 amino acids. The transcript has 8 exons. The record is from RefSeq and is a predicted model, not a curated record.
ACUCGCAACCCGCAGCGCGUCUCCUCCUUUCCUCGUCCAUCCGGCCAUCUCCGCAGCCACUAACCCGCAGCCCAGCACCGGCCGCUCCACGCCUCCACCUCCCUCGUUUCGGUCCGACGAGCCCAUCGCCUCCGCCGCUUCGUCGCCGUCGAGGUCGCACCACCAUGGCGGCGCUGCUAGCCCGGCAGGCAGCGCAGGCGCUCCGCGCGAGGCAGACGGCGCAGCUCUUGCCGGCCGCGUCGGCGAUGCAGGGGCACCUCCGCACCUACAUGAACGCGGGGAUUCCCAAGCGGUUCAAAGAGGAUGAGGAGAAAGAACAGCUUGCAAAAGAUGUCGCAAAAGAUUGGAAUGCUGUCUUUGAAAGGAGCAUCAAUACAUUGUUUUUGACUGAAAUGGUCCGUGGCUUGAUGCUAACUCUCAAGUACUUCUUUGACAGAAAUGUUACAAUUAACUAUCCAUUUGAGAAGGGUCCUCUGAGUCCCCGCUUCCGUGGUGAGCAUGCUCUCAGACGUUACGAAUCUGGGGAAGAGCGUUGCAUUGCUUGUAAACUAUGCGAAGCUAUAUGCCCAGCACAGGCAAUUACAAUUGAGGCUGAAGAACGUGAAGACGGCAGUCGCCGAACCACAAGAUAUGAUAUUGACAUGACCAAAUGCAUUUACUGUGGGUUCUGCCAAGAGGCUUGCCCAGUCGAUGCUAUUGUUGAGGGGCCUAACUUUGAGUUUGCUACUGAGACACACGAGGAACUACUGUAUGACAAGGAGAAACUGCUUGAGAAUGGUGAUCGCUGGGAGACUGAGAUUGCUGAGAACUUGAGAUCUGAGAGCCUUUAUCGCUGAAUCUGUCUUCCAUUGUGGUUGAUAAACUGGGUUCUUCCAUUUUCCAUAUUUUGGUCAACUAGCUGAUGAAUAAGCAAACGAUAUAUCAUAACUUAGAUACCAGGUACCAUGUUUAUGUACCUCGGCACCAUCCGUCUGUUUUGUUCAUUGCCUUGCUAAAGGUGGCACCGAAUGUUCUUUAAUGGGAAAAUUCCUUCUGUAGCACUGAGCUGUUUUCAGUCAGACCUUAUUUUGUAUACAAUGAAACAGGAUACUGUGCUCAGGGCUCAGUGAUUUGGUGAAUGUUCACAUGCGUGUUUCUCA